UAUAUUAUUACUCUACUAAUAUUCACAAAAAUCAUCAGUAUAAAGAUAAACAAGAACCCCCUUUACUUCUUUUCUAUCAUUUCAGCAAUUUUGUGGUCUGAAAUUCAAAAAAAAAGGUGUGUAGCUCCAUAAUAGGUAACUUGCAAAAGACGUUGGCGUUCUGCAUUCAAAUAAGCAAAUAGAAAAGAAUGGUCACGAGCUAUGGCGAGCUUUGAAGUACGGAAGAUACCAUGUCGCAUUGCUUUGAGGGGAUCAAGCAUUUAGGUGCUUCCCUGUUGAAGUGUUGUGAAAAGCAAACAACGGGCCUUGAAGAUCCCGAGAUUCUUGCACGAGAGACAGUUUUUAGCGUCAGUGAGAUCGAAGCUCUUUAUGAGCUUUUUGAGAAGAUUAGCAGCGCAGUGAUUGAUGAUGGGCUGAUCAACAAGGAAGAGUUUCAAUUGGCGCUAUUCAAGACGAGCAAAAAGGAGAGUCUGUUUGCGGACAGGGUGUUUGACUUGUUUGAUACAAAGCACAAUGGACUCUUGGGAUUUGAGGAGUUUGCCCGUGCACUCUCCGUUUUCCAUCCAAAUGCCCCUAUCGAUGAUAAGAUUGACUUUUCUUUUCAGCUAUACGAUCUCAAGCAGCAAGGCUUCAUCGAGCGGCAAGAGGUGAAGCAAAUGGUGGUUGCUACGCUAGCGGAGACUGGUAUGAACCUUUCAGAUGAAAUUAUCGAGAGUAUAAUCGACAAGACAUUUGAAGAAGCUGAUACGAAACAUGACGGAAAGAUUGACAAGGAAGAGUGGAGAAAUUUGGUCCUACGACAUCCUUCGCUUUUGAAGAAUAUGACCCUUCAGUAUCUCAAGGACAUUACGACUACAUUCCCAAGUUUUGUCUUUCACUCGAGAGUUCCAGAUACCUGAUAUCCAACUGCUUUGCUGAGCGGAAUUGCCCAUCCAUGAGUUGCGUACUAGUAGUAGUAGUAUUUUUGCUCUUAUCUAUUUCAUUUCGUGAUUUGUUAUUCUUUUUUCAGAGCAGUGUGGUUGUGUAUACUUGUAAUUAUCACUGAACAAAUGUUGAGUUUCCUCCUUGUAUAUCGUGCAUCGUUGUAAUUUAAUUUGCUCGUUUGGCUUGA
Messenger RNA from Capsicum annuum, 1111 nucleotides. Its product is annotated as calcineurin B-like protein 3. The transcript is spliced from 10 exons. The coding region runs from base 231 to 899 and encodes 222 amino acids. Gene Ontology annotation, molecular function: kinase binding; calcium ion binding. The record is from RefSeq and is a predicted model, not a curated record. Lineage: Eukaryota; Viridiplantae; Streptophyta; Magnoliopsida; Solanales; Solanaceae. Gene Ontology annotation, biological process: calcium-mediated signaling.